Messenger RNA from Ipomoea nil (Japanese morning glory), 897 nucleotides. RefSeq lists its product as uncharacterized. Lineage: Eukaryota; Viridiplantae; Streptophyta; Magnoliopsida; Solanales; Convolvulaceae. The transcript has a single exon. The coding region runs from base 1 to 897 and encodes 298 amino acids. The record is from RefSeq and is a predicted model, not a curated record. Gene Ontology annotation, molecular function: zinc ion binding; nucleic acid binding.
AUGCGGAUCGCUCUGGAAAUCAAAAACAAGUGGUGCAUCGUCAAUGGAGAUGUCGCAGCACCAAGCAAUGAUCAUCAUCUGUACGCAGCGUGGAAAAGAUGUAACCUAAUGGUAUGUUCCUGGAUCUUUCGGUCUGUACAUACCUCUAUAGCUCAAAGCAUCAUGCAUUUAGAUAGAGCUAAAGAUGCUUGGGAAGACUUGAGACGUAGGUUCUCACAACACGAUGCUCAGAGAGUAUCGAUUCUGCAGAGCGAUAUAUAUAGCCUAAGACAGGGAAAUCUAUCCAUUAAUGAGUAUUAUACUAAAUGUAAGACUCUGUGGGAACAACUGAAUACUUUAAGACCUCUUCCUCAGUGUAAAUGCAAUCCAAAAUGCAAUUGCAAUUUAAUUGAUCAAAUCAGGAACGAACGAGAAGAGGACUAUGUUAUACGUUUCCUUCAGGGUUUGAUUGAUGAGUACAACAGCCUCAAAUCUAGUGUGCUAGUUUUGGAUCCCCUGCCAGAGGUCUAUAAGGUUUUCGUUAUGGCCGAAAAGCUUGAGAGGCAGAUUACAUUUGCUAAUCUGAGCACCUGCAACAUGAACAUGGACGCCACACAAGCCAAUGCCGUUCAUCAGAAUUCCUCUGAAGAAAUCAUAGCCGCCCUAAAUACCUACAACUACAAGCGAAAUGGAAACAAUAACAAAGGUGCAAAGUGCACUUACUGCGGGAUGAGUGGUCAUACGGUUCAGAAGUGCUACAAGAAGCACGAGUAUCCACCGGGAUGGAUUCCGGGCUUCAAAUCAAAAGGAAAACAACAACAAUCUGCAGCAGCUGUGACUAAUGAGCCGGCAGAUUCUGGUAAUACCUCUGAGCAGAUUCAAAAGCUUUUGACUCUUCUCCAAAACCAAGUUGGGUAG